Hansenula anomala is the source of this 860-nucleotide messenger RNA. RefSeq lists its product as uncharacterized. The annotation marks the transcript as partial. The transcript has a single exon. NCBI's taxonomy places the organism in Eukaryota, Fungi, Ascomycota, Saccharomycetes, Phaffomycetales, Wickerhamomycetaceae. Gene Ontology annotation, molecular function: ubiquitin-like modifier activating enzyme activity. The record is from RefSeq and is a predicted model, not a curated record.
UUAUGAGACACAUCCUCAAAGUAUGAUUGAUCUUAGGAUCCUUUCACCUUGGGAUGAGUUGAUUGAUUAUUCCAAUUCAAUUGAUUUACACAACUUGGAUAUAGAGAAACAUUCUCAAAUCCCCUAUUUAAUCAUUCAAUUGAAGGCAUUACAAGAUUGGAGUUCAAAGCAUAACGGGGAAAUACCAAACACUUCAGUAGAGAAGAAGGAAUUCAAAGACUUGUUGAGAACCUGGAAAAAAGAUUACAAUGAAUUGAACUUUGAUGAAGCUAUAGAUAACAGUCACAAAAUAUUCAAUAAAACAAAAUACCAAUCAAAUGUUCAAGAAAUCUUUGACAAGACUGAUGAAUACUUCAAUGAUGACCACAAGAGAUCCCAUUUCUGGAUCUUAGUUAAGGCAUUGAAAGAAUUUUCUAUACAAAAUGAUGGGUUCUUACCACUUUCAGGUGAAUUACCAGAUAUGGAUUCAACAACUGAAAAUUACAUCACAUUACAAAACAUUUACAAGGCAAAAGCUCAAAAAGAUUUAGAAUCAUUUACAAAAAUCCUACUCAAAGUACAAGAGUCACUUCCAUUACCUGUUACAAUUCCUAAAGAAACCAUUUCCAGUUUUGUUAAACAUUCUAAAUUCCUGUUCUUUGCCCAAAAUUCCAAAAAUUUAAUCACAAAUAAUUUUAAUCAAAUUGUUGGUGAAGAAACCACAAGUUCACAAAUCCUAUUAUCAUUCUUGGUGUAUGAAAAAUACUACUUAACAAAAGGUAAAUAUCCAAAAUUACAAGACCUAGAUGAAUUAAUCAACCUUACUCAUGAUUUCAUAGCCACAGAUAAUGACAAAUUACACAAUAUAUUGCAUGAAUUAG